Fusarium sp. VM40 is the source of this 1587-nucleotide messenger RNA. NCBI's taxonomy places the organism in Eukaryota, Fungi, Ascomycota, Sordariomycetes, Hypocreales, Nectriaceae. The record is from the annotation of a GenBank genome assembly.
AUGGAUAAGAAUACACGCCCCAGGGCGAACAGCACCGCCAAGCGAGAUGACGAUAUCCACGACUCAACCAUCAAACCCAUCAACCAUGAAAUUCCCAUCAACGCCUCCGGACACGUCCAGGAACUCCCCCAGAACUUCAACCUCCUCUCCCUAGCCGGCAUCGGCCUCGUCGUCGGCACAGUCUGGCCCGCCAUCGGCGGCUCCAUCCUCGUAGCCAUCUUCAACGGCGGCCCCCCAGGCGUGCUGUACGAGUUCAUCGUCGUCUCCGUCUUCUACUGGGCCGUCGCCGCGAGCAUCGCCGAGCUGGCCAGCGCCAUGCCCUCGUCCGCGGGCGUGUACCACUGGGCGUCCGUGACGCCGGGGCCGAAGUGGGGUCGCGUGGUGGGCUUCUUCGCCGGGUGGUGGAAUUAUCUCGCGUGGUGUCUCGGCUGCGCGAGCAUGUCUUCUAUUCUGGCGAAUACGCUUGUGCAGAUGUAUGCUUUGAACCAUCCUGGGUUUGUGGCUGAGUCGUGGCAUGUGUUUAUCACGUAUAUCAUCACGACCUGGCUCUCGUGCGCUAUUGUUUGCUUGUGGAACAGUGCGAUGCCUGGGUUAAACAAGUUUGGUGUUUUCAUCGUCCUGGCUGGCUUUAUCAUUACCGUAAUCACAUGUGCCGUCAUGCCAGGUCGAGGCGGUCGUCCACCGCAUGCCAGCUCUGCGUUUGUCUGGAAAGACUGGACCGCCGAUAUUGGAUAUCCAAAUGGAUUCGUCUUUGUCGCCGGUAUGCUCAACGGAGCAUACAGCGUUGGUUCAGUCCACGCAACGACCCAGAUGGCCGAGGAGAUUCCCAAUCCGAGCCGAAACGUGCCCAUCGCUAUCCUACUACAGGUCGCCAUCGGAUUUGUCACAGGACUCUGCUAUCUCAUUGCCAUCAUGUACGCCAUCAACGACUACGACGCUCUAUUCGAGUCUGCGUAUCCCAUCGCCGAAAUCUACCGUCAAGCUACCGGUUCUGCCGCAGGUGCUACGGGGCUAUUGUCGCUGGUGAUGAUCUGCAUCGCCUUGACUGUUAUUGGUCUGUACAUCACCUGCGGUCGAACGCUCUGGGCUCUCGCCCGCGAUGGAGCGACUCCUUUCCCAGGGGUGUUUGGCCAUGUACACGAAUCUCUUGACAUGCCCCUCUGGUCUACUCUCAUCACAGCUGUGUUAGUGUCUGUACUCGGUGCUAUCUACGUCGGCAGUACAACAGCCUUCAACGCAUUCGUCGGAACAUUCAUCCUACUCUGCAGCUGUUCAUUCCUAGCAUGCAUCCUACCCAAUCUCCUAAGCGGACGAAAGAACAUCGCAUACGGACCCUUCCGUAUGCAUGGAUUCGUGGGCUUUGCUGUCAACGGCAUCUCAUGUGCUUACUUGCUUAUUUGGAGUGUUAUUUACUGUUUUCCAUAUGCCUUGCCCACUUCUGCACAGAGCAUGAACUACACUUGUGUGAUUUGGGGCGGAUUAACAUUUUUAGUCAGUGUUUGGUGGUUUGCGGGUGCAAGGAAAGGGUACCAGGGCCCUACGACGGCUGGAAGAGUUGUCUCGGGUGUGGCUGUUGGUGCAGCCUGA